AUGUCGCAGGCUGCCGUGCUGCAAGACCCAGACCUGGGGGCACGUAUUGAGCACGCAAUGCGGCAUGCCUUCAGCUGCCGCCACGAGCGAGUGGCCAUCGCUGUGUUUGGCCCAGCAGCAGAUGGCGGCUUUUACCUGCUGGCUCUCAGCACCCUGCCAUCAGGGCUGUUCCAGGGCAUCCAGUGGAGCACACCAUCUGCCCUAGCCAACAACCUGGCCAACGCUCGGCGGCUGGGCCUGCAUGUUGCACCCUUGGAGGCCAUGGACACGCUGCCAGACAUAGACACUCUGCAGGACCUGCAGCGCUGGUGCAGCAGCAAGCAACACGCUCUGCGCCAGCAGCAUAAACACUCCUAUUUGCAGCAGCAGCUGCAGGUUGCCAAUGGCGUCAGCCUGUUGGAGGUUGCUCUCCAAGUUGCUGCAGGUUGUUCGACACCAUGA
This is a messenger RNA of Chlorella variabilis, 441 nucleotides long. RefSeq lists its product as hypothetical. NCBI's taxonomy places the organism in Eukaryota, Viridiplantae, Chlorophyta, Trebouxiophyceae, Chlorellales, Chlorellaceae. Bases 1 to 441 code for a protein of 146 amino acids. The transcript has 4 exons. The record is from RefSeq and is a predicted model, not a curated record.